Molecule: messenger RNA, 3976 nt
Organism: Corythoichthys intestinalis (scribbled pipefish)
Lineage: Eukaryota; Metazoa; Chordata; Actinopteri; Syngnathiformes; Syngnathidae
Product: probable ATP-dependent RNA helicase DDX17
Exons: 13
Coding region: 326-2392 (688 amino acids)
Biological process (GO): alternative mRNA splicing, via spliceosome
Cellular component (GO): ribonucleoprotein complex; nucleus; cytoplasm
Molecular function (GO): ATP binding; ribonucleoprotein complex binding; mRNA 3'-UTR binding
Source: RefSeq, a predicted model, not a curated record
ACUAACCAAUCAAUGUGGCUUCCGUUCCCAGCCUAACAGCUAAGCUAACAAUUUAGCUGAUACUACCUUCGAUUUCACACCAGUCUAAACGUCUACACUACUGCCAAAAGAUACACUACUUACUAUUUUCCUUGUUUUACUUUCCUAGGAAUCACUAAGGACGUAACAGACUGUUUAUGCAACCAGGGUGAAGCGUUGAGCAUUUCCCCCGACAAGUUAGUGCGCCGGAGUGUAGCUGCAGAAGCUCUGAAAAACGUUAACUCGAGAUAAGCUAACGAAAACAGAAACAACGCCAUCAUCUACAAAGGAAGCGAGAGUCUUGAAAAUGAGAGGUUCCUACGGAGACAGAGAUAGAGACAGAGAUAGAGAUAGAGACAGAGAUAGAGAUAGAGACAGAGAUAGAGACAGAGACAGGGACAGGGAUAGAGAUAGAGACCGAGACCGUGGUCGUGACAGGGGGAGCCCUCGUUUUGGGUCUAGCAGAAGCAGUUCAUCAUCGAUUAAAAAAUACGGCAGUCCUGGCGAGCGUUUACGGAAGAAAAGAUGGGACCUGGAUGAUCUCCCUAAAUUUGAGAAGAACUUUUACAACGAACAUCCGGAAGUACAGCGCAUGAGUCAGUAUGACAUUGAGGAGUUCAGAAGGAAGAAAGAAAUAACUAUCCGAGGUUCAGGAUGCCCAAAGCCCGUUACCGCCUUCCAUCAAGCAAAGUUUCCCCAAUAUGUAUUGGAUGUCUUGAUGCAACAAAAUUUCAAGGAGCCAACAGCCAUUCAGGCGCAAGGAUUCCCGCUAGCCCUCAGUGGGAAAAACAUGGUGGGAAUUGCGCAGACCGGCUCAGGGAAGACUCUUUCGUAUCUAUUGCCAGCCAUUGUGCACAUCAACCAUCAGCCGUUCCUGGAGCGUGGAGAUGGCCCCGUUUGCUUGGUUCUAGCCCCAACAAGAGAACUGGCACAACAGGUCCAGCAGGUGGCGUACGAUUAUGGGAAAUCAUCCCGUAUCAAAACUACAUGUGUUUAUGGAGGUGCUCCCAAAGGACCUCAGAUCCGAGAUCUGGAGAGAGGGGUUGAAAUCUGUAUCGCCACUCCUGGUCGUCUGAUUGACUUUCUUGAGGCGGGAAAGACCAAUCUGCGGCGUUGCACAUAUUUAGUUCUGGAUGAAGCUGACCGCAUGCUGGACAUGGGUUUUGAACCCCAGAUUCGCAAAAUUGUGGACCAGAUCAGGCCGGAUAGACAGACACUGAUGUGGAGUGCCACCUGGCCUAAAGAGGUGCGUCAGCUGGCUGAAGACUUCCUUAAAGACUAUGUGCAGAUCAAUGUUGGUGCACUUGAGCUAAGUGCAAACCACAACAUCCUUCAGAUAGUGGACGUGUGCAUGGAUAGUGAAAAGGACAACAAGUUGAUACAGCUGAUGGAGGAGAUAAUGGCUGAAAAAGAGAACAAGACUAUCAUCUUUGUCGAGACCAAGAAGCGAUGUGAUGACCUCACACGUAGGAUGAGACGUGAUGGGUGGCCAGCAAUGUGCAUUCACGGUGACAAGAGCCAGCCAGAGAGAGAUUGGGUGUUGUCAGAGUUCCGAAGUGGUAAAGCUCCAAUUCUCAUCGCUACUGAUGUGGCUUCCCGUGGUUUGGACGUGGAAGAUGUAAAGUUUGUCAUCAACUAUGACUACCCCAAUUCCUCGGAAGACUACAUCCAUCGGAUCGGACGAACAGCCCGCAGUAACAACAAAGGAACUGCGUACACUUUCUUUACUCCGGGUAACCUCCGCCAGGCCCGCGAUCUGAUCCGGGUUCUGGAGGAAGCCCGACAGGACAUCAAUCCCAAACUGUUGCAGCUGGUUGACUCUGGACGGGGAGGAGGAGGCAGCAGUGGAGGUGGCCGUUCCCGUUUCAGAGGCGGCUCGUCUUCCAACAAUCCCAACCUGAUGUACCAAGAUGAGUGCGAACGACGAAUGCGCUCAGUCAGCAGCAGCGGCAAAGACGGACGAUCGAGUAGCAGCAGCUAUGGCCGCGACGGGCACGAAUCACGCGAUUCCCGAGACGGUCGAGGCGCGAGCAGCCGGGACGGGGACCGCCUCUCCUCCUCAUCCUCUUCCUCGUCUUACAGGGAUCGCAGCAGCAGGGACGGAGGACGCGGCUACGUUUCCGGUUCCGGCUCCACCUCCGCCUCCGACCCGUACCAGAAGACUAACAGUAACAGCGGCGACGGUAGUACAAGCCAAUACAGUCUUCCCGUGGGCGGCUCCGCGCCACUGGGAGCUGAAGUGGGGCUAGUCCCACCGGGUUACUCAUGCCCCCAGCCCCUAAUGGUCCAGCAGUUCAUCCCGCCUCAGCCCAUGGUCCCCUUCCAGUUUGUUCAACCUCCGCAACCACAACCACCACCUCCUGGUGUAGACUAAAUCACAUCUACUCACAUGUCAUCAUGAGCCAGUCUGACCACUUACAAAAAGAGAAACAGGGUUACACUGCAUUAACUUGGCUCAAGUCGUGAAAUAAGGAAUGAAUAAGUAAAACUGAUAGAAAAGGACCAUAGCUUUAGAAUUCUAAAAACAAAUGUACAGCUGUCUUGGUGUGUUUAUUUAUACUAAAUACACUUAGAGAUUUGUCCUUACGUCAGUGGUAUUGUUUUUGCUUUGAAGACAUGUGAACACCUUUUUUAAAGAUCACUGACAACCUGCGCGGUGAACUGACGCUUGCUUGUGGUUCGGCAUCUGCAUCGUCAGAAUUUUCAGCUAAGCUUUAUUCACUGAAAAUAUUUCGGUUUUCGGCAUGACGUCUUUGAAUCUUGAUACCAAGGAAACAAUUUGAAGUGAAAUAAGCUGCUCUAUUUUCUCAAAAUUAAUCUUCUGUUCCUCCUUUAAUUACUUGCAGAUUUUUGCUAUAUAUUUUUUUUUCAACAAAAUUUCUAUUUACAUUUUUUUUCCUGAUUUCCCCCAUGUAUUUUUAAGACACAAAAUUUUAACCCACAAUAGGACACUCGUUGAACAUCUUAGCUGCCAUUGACAGCAUUAGACUAGACUUGACAAGACACCCUACCUAUUUCCACUUAUGUUCGUUCACCCCUCAAGUCCAAGUCAAAAUGGGUUGGACGUCUGGCACCGUCAAUGACAUUGAAAGUUAAGCAUUCACAGGCCCGUCCUCCCAGUUUGAAUUGGACGGUUAUCGUUGUCAAUGCCAGACAAUGAGUUAAAAAAUAAUAAUAAUAAAAUAAAUGAGUUAAAAAUAAAAAUAAAAAAAUAAAAAACAGCCCAAUCACACUAGAGUGUAUUUCUGGUAUUCUUAUUUUAAUUUUCUGAAUUUGUUUUGUUUUUUAAAACAUUGAAAUGAUUUAUAUCAAAAAUAAAAAUAUAUAUAAUUGAGAUCACAAUAUUAACAUUUGGAGUAAAAGUGUGGUCUACAUGACCUACAAUGUGAUCUAUCUUUAUAGGGUUCAUUUAUGUUUGUUCAUUUACUAAAAAAAAGGUUAGGUAAUGCAAAUAAAGUGCAUCUUAAAUAUCUUUUACUCACCGCCUAUUUGUGCUGUGCUGUCAGCUCCCAAAAUACAAAGUAGUAGCUUCUUUCUCAUGGAACACUAUAAAAAAAAAAAAAAUUUUAAACUCGAAUUCACAAUAUAACUGGAGUUAGCGUUGUAUGGUAUUGCAACAUAUGGCUGUAUUUAAAAUCGUGAGUAGUUUUUGACUUCAAAUUUUCAAUCUUUUUGUAAAAAUGUUUUUCCCGUGAUAGUGAUUGCAUUGUUGAUAUUUAGUUGGUUAGAAACUUGAUUCUCAAAAUCAGAAGCAUUGGAAGAUGAAUGCAUCUUUGUUGCAGUUGAAAACAGUUCCAUGUUUUAACAUUAUGACUUUCAAUUGUAUUAUUUAGCAUGUUGAUUCUUUGUGUAUAUUAAUCUCAAAGAAGCUACAUGAUUUCCCCGUGUGUUCACACCUUUGUAGCAGUGAACUUUAUUUGGUGCAUUUUUGACCCGAUUAAAGUUCUUUGUUAUGUCA